AUGAUAUUACUUCGCAGAUACGGAUCAGAAAUCCGCAUUCCAGAAGAAGCCAUUAUCGCAAUUGCAAAAAGAUUCGACCACCAAGUGAUGGGCUCUUUACUGGAAAAAGGGAGACUGGAAGAGCCACUUACCGGAGAUGUGAUCAAAGCAGCGGUGGAGAAUCUAGACGGUGAAAAAGUGCUACAGACUAUAUUAACCCAAGAAGAAUUUCAAAUUUCAUUUCCCGAAACAGCAAUGUUCGACAUUGCAAGAAGAUUCGGCCAUCAGACAUUUAAGCUUGCUCUCAAGCAGCUCAAGAAGCAAGGAUCCAAAGUGCGGAUUACCAGAGAAAUAAUGGACGCAGCAAGGCACAAUUACGACAAUACCAAUGAAAUAGUGAAGCUUCUCCUUGCACAGUCAGGAGUGAGAGACCUGAUUGAAGGAGAAGACCUUGUUUCAUUCGCAAGAUAUUUCGAUGAAGAAUUGAUGGAUCUUUUGCUGACAUCGUUAGCACCAGAGGUUCAGGUUGACCCGGGGGUACCACAGAGAAUGGUCAAAGCAAUCGAGGUAAACAGUAAGAUUGACAGUCUUGAUAAAAAGAAGGCCCUGGGAGAGAGGAUAAUGUCGACCUUCGUUGAAAGAACUACAGUGGUGGUGUGA
Messenger RNA from Fonsecaea monophora, 639 nucleotides. RefSeq lists its product as hypothetical. The record is from RefSeq and is a predicted model, not a curated record. NCBI's taxonomy places the organism in Eukaryota, Fungi, Ascomycota, Eurotiomycetes, Chaetothyriales, Herpotrichiellaceae. Bases 1 to 639 code for a protein of 212 amino acids. The transcript is spliced from 2 exons.